GCGAAAGUAAAAGUCGACGCGGAAGUUGAGCUCUACUCACAGUUUUCUGCAGCAAACAACACGACGACUUGUGUUUUUCCGGACCAAGAAAACAGAACGUUUCAUCAUGGCCCCAGAAGAAGUUUACGCCUCGACGACCAUGCCAAACCCGAACGCUGCCUGUUUCCUGGUGCCGUCACAGUAUCUGGACAAAGUGCGCUUCUUCGUCAAAAUCCUGGAAGUGCUGCUGUCACUAGUGGCGUUCAUCCUGGAGGAGGUCGUCUCGGUUUGUAUCAACUGUGCGGCUCUGGAAUUCUUUGAGUUUGUCAGCUGCACGUCAUUCCUCUUCACCACGCUGCUCCUCGUCCUGCUCUCAACUCCACUUCACCACAGGGUGGGAAUCACCUCCUGGUCUAGCCUGGACUUUCUGUACACAAUGGUCAUCGCCUGCUUUUUCCUCAUCGCCUCCAUUGUGUUUGCGGCCAUCAACAGCGGCACUUCUCUGGAGAAAAGCUCUGUGGCAUUUGGCUUCCUGGCGACGUUGGCGUUCGGGUGUGACCUUUUCUUAUUUUGGAGGACGUACGGGAAUCCCUUCACCAAAGGGGAGAAGGCGCAGACUUUUAACGGCGUGCGACCGACAGAGGUGGACCAGGAGACUCCCGCGGAGACAGAGAAACUCAACAUGGAGGCCACCGCCGCGGAAUGAUUAAGUUUGUUUCUGUACUUUAUGUGCGUCUUGGAAGGUCAAACAUUUUACUCAUGAGGAGGUGCUCUUGUCUCCCACAGCGGGCUUGACUUCCUCUCUUUGUACUACUGAAGCCAGCUGAGGCCAGCCACUCAGGAAAUAAAUAAUCACCUUUCCACUUAGAGGGGACAUAUUAUGGAUGUUUUUUUGUUUUGUUUUUUGUUCCCCCCCCCCCCCCCCCCCAACGAUUUAAAAGAGUUUUCAAGCGUUAAGUCUUGAAAGUGAACGCUCAUAGAGAUUCACUUGCAGCAUCGCCAAGCCACUGAAUUACACUUGACCUUGCCAAAUACCCCUCCACACCCAUGUCAACAGCGUAGCCCAACAUUGCUAUGUGCUGGUAACAAUUGUCUAACACUAAUCUAUGCUGACACCGGUUCUUUAGCGCUGGAACUUGGUCCACCCCAGCUGCUAAAUCAUUGGAUGAGAAACUGUGUGGGGUGACAUGAUAAAUUAGCCCCACUGUAAUGUCACGGUUUGGCAAAAUUCAAAAUGGCUCGCCCACAGACACAUUUUUAGAAUUAAUUUGAAAACUCAAAAUGGACCUGGUUCUUUAAUUUCACAACGGAUGGUUGGACAGUCACUGCAGACACACAAAUAUUUGAAUACAAAACAUGAAAUCAGUUUUGCAUAAUAUGUCUCCUGUAAUCUGUAAAUAUUCUGAAGUCAAUUUGUAAGAGCAGAAAAUGUGAGUGCACCUUGUCAUGUUUUUUUUCUUGUUUUCUGUCACGCUACGCAAUCACAUGCAUCAGAAUCAGAAUCAUCUUUAUUUGCCAAGUAUGUCCAAAACACACAAGGAAUUUGUCUCCGGUAGUUGGAGCCGCUCUAGUACAACAGACAGUCAAUUUACAGAACACUUUGGAGACAUAAAGACAUUGACAAAAAACAAUUGUGCAAAAAGAUGCAGAGUCCUCUAGCACUUAGAGCAUUUCGAAUGACUAAUAUUGCGAUAGUCCGGUGCACUGACCAUUGUGCAAAGGGCGCUGAGACUUCAAGGAGUGUAUGCGGUUUAAAGUGACGAGUAGUGCGAUCAUCUGGGACAAUGUUGGUUGUGCAAAUGUUACUGAGGCUACUAGUAACAAUAAGGAAACUUAUUUGUAAUGUGUUUUGGAAUUGGAGAAACAGGAAUAUCACAAUUUAAGAUUUUGUUUUUGAUCAAAUAAAUCCAGUUUGUAAUAUUUGUACUAAUAGAUGAUUCCAAAAUGUUUUUGUUCUAAAUCUAAACCUCCUGUGUCACUUUGCUUAGAUGAAAUGUUUGAAACGUUGCUUACUCUUACUUACUUGCUUACUUAAAAACUUGAAUCUUUUCGUGUCUUUCUGUUUUCCAUCCAUCCAUUUUCUGAGCCGCUUCUCCUCACGAGGGUCGCGGGCGUGCUGGAGCCUAUCCCAGCUAUCAUCGGGCAGGAGGCGGGGUACACCCUGAACUGGUUGCCAGCCAACCGCAGGGCACAUAGAAACAAACAACCAUCCGCACUCACAUUCACACCUGCGGGCAAUUUAGAGUCUCCAAUUAAUGCAUGUUUUUGGGAUGUGGGAGGAAACCAGAGUGCCCGGAGAAAACCCACGCAGGCACGGGGAGAACAUGCAAACUCCACACAGGCGACCGGGGAUAGAAUCCGGGUCCUCAGAACUGUGAGGCUGACGCUCUAACCAGUCGGCCGCCGUCUUUCUGUUUUGUUGUUUUAUAAAGUUAUGACGCAAAAUAUAAGCAGCUUAAGAAUGGAUGUGUGGUUUCAUCAUUAGUAACUAAAUGUGCAACCACUCCUUUAAACAUUCUUGGCAAUCACUCAUAUGUUAAAUGAAGAAUUAAUAUUUUAUUUCCAAAGAGUCCGCUUUUGAUUUUGUUCUUUAACUACUAGUUCAAUGUCUCAGGUGUUCAGUUUAAUUAGUCCAAACAAGAUAUAUUUGUUAAAUUUGAAUUUUAUGCCCAGAAGUUGGUGUGGACUGCAAAUGAUGCAAUAAUGCAAUCAGAAAUAAGGCAGAACCAAAGCAGCAGUUUGGUCCUGUGAGAUUAAAUUUCUUUUGCCUUAGUCAUAUUUUUUUUAAUGCUAAUAUUGUGUUCCCUAUAUGUAGCACAUUUAAUUGUAUCGAGAUAGAGUGACAACUCAGUAUGUAUGUAUUUUCAAAGCAUUGAUCUUUGCAGAUUUCUGUCAUAAUUAAAAUAUUGAUGUUAUAUUUCAUUUGUAUGGGAGUGUCAUUUGUUUCAUUGAUAAAGUUUCAUCCAUUUUC
Molecule: messenger RNA, 2950 nt
Organism: Phycodurus eques (leafy seadragon)
Lineage: Eukaryota; Metazoa; Chordata; Actinopteri; Syngnathiformes; Syngnathidae
Gene: cmtm6
Product: CKLF-like MARVEL transmembrane domain containing 6
Exons: 5
Coding region: 107-685 (192 amino acids)
Cellular component (GO): membrane
Source: RefSeq, a predicted model, not a curated record